UAUGUCUCCAAAGCAAUCUGUCUUCACCACUCAAUUAGCCUGAGUGAGACAGCUGACCGUAUACAGCAUUUGCUCUUUAUAAAUACAGAUUCUAAUGGAUAGCUCCACCCUGUGCCAAACCUUUCCUAUCUAUUUUUCUAAGUUCCAAUUCCACAUUCUCAUUUACUCAUCUUAACAAUCUUACAAAAACUAUGGGUUUCCGCCUGCCAAGAAUUGUUAAUGCUAAGCCGAGUCUGAAAUGGACUCUUUCAUCUUCAGAGACGACAGUGGUGCCCAAAGGCCACUUUGCUCUUUAUGUUGGAGAAGUUGAAAAGAAGAGAUUCGUUGUCCCGAUUUCAGUACUGAAGCAUCCUUCAUUUCAGAAUUUGUUGAGUCGAGCCGAAGAAGAGUUUGGUUUCGGUCACCCUAUGGGUGCUUUGACAAUCCCUUGUGGAGAAGAAGCCUUCGUAGAUCUCAUUUGUAACUUGCAAAGCUCAUGAGAAGAACUGAUGUGAAAAUUGGCCAACCAAGCAGAGAUCGACUGAUAAUUAGCUCUACUGACACCUCCUAAAUUUUUAUUGUUUAGGAAGCGUGUAAGGUGGAUGUUUUCUGCAAUCCCCUGCCCUUGACAACCUUAUUAAUAUUUGUAACCAAAGUAUAAAUGCGAAAUUUA
This is a messenger RNA of Hibiscus syriacus, 652 nucleotides long. Its product is annotated as auxin-responsive protein SAUR21-like. Lineage: Eukaryota; Viridiplantae; Streptophyta; Magnoliopsida; Malvales; Malvaceae. Gene Ontology annotation, biological process: response to auxin. The record is from RefSeq and is a predicted model, not a curated record. The transcript has a single exon. The coding region runs from base 192 to 479 and encodes 95 amino acids.